Messenger RNA from Glycine soja, 900 nucleotides. Its product is annotated as protein FLOWERING LOCUS T-like. Lineage: Eukaryota; Viridiplantae; Streptophyta; Magnoliopsida; Fabales; Fabaceae. The transcript is spliced from 4 exons. The coding region runs from base 59 to 586 and encodes 175 amino acids. The record is from RefSeq and is a predicted model, not a curated record.
CAUAAAAGCAUAUUUGUGUUUAUAAGCAGUGUGACUCAGUGAAGUGAGUUAGUUAAUUAUGCCUAGUGGUAGUAGGAACCCUCUUGUUGUUGGGCGUGUUAUAGGGGAAGUAAUAGACCCCUUUGAAAGUUCUAUUCCUUUCAGGGUGACCUAUGGUAAUAAAGAAGUGGGCAAUGGUUGUGAGCUUAAACCUUCUCAAGUUCCCAACCAACCUAGAGUGAGUAUUGGUGGAGAUGAUCUCAGGAAAUUCUACACUAUGGUCAUGGUGGAUCCUGAUGCUCCUAGCCCAAGUAACCCUAAUUUCAGAGAGUAUCUUCAUUGGUUGGUGACUGAUAUUCCCGAAACUACAGGGCCUAAUUUCGGUAACGAGAUCGUAAGCUAUGAAAGCCCGCGACCCACGAUGGGGAUUCAUCGUUUCGUGUUUGUGUUAUUCCGUCAACAGUUUAGACAGAGGGUGUAUGCUCCUGGAUGGCGACAAAAUUUCAAUACUAGAGAAUUUGCUGAACUUUACAACCUUGGAUUGCCGGUUGCUGCUGUCUUCUUCAACUGUCAGAGGGAAACUGGCUCUGGUGGUAGAACAUUUUGAAUAAAAAAUUAUUAUACCAAAAGUGCAUGUUUAAUUAAUGAAUAAUACUAUAUAUAGCGCCCAAAUAAGAAAGGUAAUCUACAUAUAAUAACACUCAUGAGUCACAUACACAUGAAUAUGUAACCGAAGCACUCAUAUGUACCACUUUAUUUUAUGUAGUACUAUUAUAUAGUUAUAUCAAUAUAAAUAUAGAAUAUUAAAUAUUUAACUAGUAGAUCAAUUCCCUGAUCCUCCAAGUGGAGCUUUGGGAUCAUGGAGUUUGUCAAGUGUCAACAAAAUAUUUAUUUUAUUAGAUAUUUAAUGUAUUUUUUUUA